GAAUCUGCACAAGAAACAAAGGAAAGUCAGAGGAAGCUGGUUCGUUUCAACACAGUAGAAGAAAACAAAGAAAGCAAAAAAAAAAAAAAUCAGGUACAAAUCUGAGAUUUAAACUUGUUGUUGGGUGAAAAUGCAGAAUCAACAAGUAAUUUCGGUGUUUGACGGGAAGAAAUUUAACUUGUGGGUUAUAAAGACCAGAGUUCUACUUAAGUCUAGAGGGUUGUGGAAAGUAGUAAUUGAAGGAAUCCAAGAUGAGCAUAAAAAGAAUACAAAUUGGGAGGAGUUAAAAGAGAAAGAUCAGGCAGCCUUACAGUUGUUGUGUAGUGCUGUCUCAGAAGAAAUUCUUAGUGAUUAUUUGUCUGAUACUAAGACCUCAAAGGAUGCAUGGGACGUGUUAAAGCUGAGAUUCGAAGAAGAUUCAAAAGGAUCAGUGACACAAGCUGCAAAGACAAAUAAUCAACAAGAAAGUUCAUUCACUGCCACACAUGAUCAAGAUGAAAUUGAUAAAGAUAUUUGGGUGAUAGAUAGUAGAGCUACAAGUCACAUGGUCAAUGACAAAAGCUGGUUCACUGAAUUAGGCACUAAUACAAGAGCCUGGUUAAAUCUGGGAAGUGGUGAGAUAGUUCAGGCACAAGGAAAAGGUACUGUCUCUGUAAUAACAGAAUCGGGAAAGAGGAACAUGAAGGAUGUCCUUCUGGUACCUAGUCUAACUCACAACUACCUAAGCGUGCAACACAUGAUGGAAAAUGGUUGCAAAGUCAUGUUCAAAGAGCUAAGUUGUUUAAUUACGAAUCAAGAAGGAAAACAGAUACUGGAAGCUCCUAUGUCUGAUGGAUGGUAUUGCAUUAAGUUCGAGAAACCAAAAGAAGAAGGGCACAAAGAGCAGAAAAAGAUAACAAGACCUGAAGUUGUUGAUAAAGAUUGUGAAGAUGUUGAAUCUGUAAAACUGCAAAAGAAAGAAAAAGAACAGUCACUAAGGUGUGUGACUGUGGGACUAAAUGAUCUUACAGAGAAUCAUGAAACUCAAGGAAAUGAUACGCAUAAGCAGAAGACAGGCAAUGAAACAAAGAAGCAAGAAGUCAUGAAUGACUUACUAAAAUACACUUAUGAGGGAGAAUCAGCCAAUGUGCCACAAAAGAAACAUCAACCUUUGAUGGAAGACUGCCUGAAACCAAAAUUCAUAAAUCAACAAGUUUUCAAUCCAAGCGAAGGUUUUGAAAAGAAGGUCUACAAACUUGUUGGUCAUCAAACCAAGAGGGAGAAGUCUGAGAUAAAAGGAUACAUCCAUGAUGAAGCCAAGGUUAGAAAAGAGAAAAGUUCAGUCACUAUCAAGAGAGAAACUGAGCUUAUUGAUGGAGAAUGUGAUGACACAAGUCAGAGAAUUGAGAAGCACAAGACGGGGGUUAAAGAAGAUACCAAACAGAGAGACAAAAACUUAGCUAAGAAGGAACAAUGGUUUUUUGAAGAUGCAGCUGAUAUGGGCGUAAAGAAAGGUAAUGAGAAACAAGAAGCAGAUGUGGGGAAGGCUCACGAAACUGCAAGGCAAGAGAACAACAAUGGUUCUCAGAAUCGAACAAAGUCAAUGAAUACAAGAGUCGCAGAGAAUCAUAAACAAAUUGAGGAAAAAGAGGUCGAGUUACCGUUGAGAGUAGAGGAGAAAACAGACUUUAGCAAGAGUGAGAAUCAAUACUUUGAUCCAACCAAAUGCCUAUCGCAUAAGACUGUUCAGAGAGGAGAGAUUCAACGAUCAGACCAAAUCAAGCAAAACCAGAAUGAAAGCAAGAAAGAGGUAAGGAAUUUACCUUUAUUGAUUGAGCUGAAAAGCAUCGAGAGAGAGCUCGAAGAUAAGAAUUCUACACAAAACAAUCUGCAAGAAAAAGACCCUGAGAAAUCAGUUGAGGUUGAAGAGAGACAGAGGGAAGGUAUUAAGUGCAAGAGGGAGAUUGAGAUAAGGAAACUACCUUGGUGGGAUGAGCAGAAAAUCACAGAGAAAGAGAUUGACAUGAAUCUCGCACGAAAGCACCUGCACAAAAGGGAGGUUCAAGUCUUAGCUGAGAUUGAUAUAAAUCAGAGACAAAUCGACAUGGGAAUCAAACAAGAGGAACGGUUGAUUUUGAAAGAAAAUGGAGAAGAUAUGAAGAGAAAACAGAUUGAAGAGAAAGCUAGAAAGAAGAAUCAAGAGGGAGAUCAAUUCCUUAAGAACAAGAGGAUGAGUGAGAGGAAGAUAAAGAACUCACACGCAUGGGGCAAGCUGGAUUUCGUCAAAGAGGAAAUUAAAGACAUAAACUUCGCACAAAAGAACUUGUAUAAGAAGAAGUGUCAAAAAUCAGCUGUGAUGGAAGAGAGGCAGCAGAAAAUUAAGAAGAAACACAUGCUAGUGAAAUCUAGAAAGAGGAACAAAGAAAAAUCUGAGAUUAAAAAGAACAAGAAAAUGAGGGAGAAGAAGAAAAAGAAUUUACUUGUGUGUAAUGAUUUGAACUAUCUUGGAGAAGAGACUGAUGGUCGGAUUCAUGCUCCUGGGUAUAUGCAGAGGAAGAAGCCCCAUGGUUCUGUCAAGGUUGAUGAAGAAGAAGAGAAAUCUGAGAUGAAUAACAAAUUUAAGAAAAAGAUGGUUUUGCAGGAACUGAGAGGAUCUACAGAAUUUGGAAUGAUGAGGGAGCUAGUGAUGUUACCAGCAAGGAUAACAAAUAUUGUGAAACAAAUUUGUUCAUGGAGCAAAAGGUUCUUAGGAGAAGUACAAGGUGAAAAAGGGAUCAAAUCCCUGGAUUGGAAUUUGGUAAUUUUGGGGAUUAAUCAAAAGAUGAGAGAGGGAGUGUUGGAAUCUCAUCUUUGAUUAAUCUGUUACAAAGAAUCAAGUACAAGAAGAAGAGAGUUAGAAGAAGAAGUUGCAGAAGGAAAAAGGAAGAAGAAGAAUCGUUGAAUACAUGAAGAGUCAAAGGGGAAGAGAAAGUCUUAUGUUUUGUGAUGUCAAAGAAGGCAAGAGGCCAACUGGGCCAGAAGCAUGUCAAGGCCCAAACUAAUUGGGUUAUGUUGAUUAAGGCUUACAAAAGCCAUUGUCUAAGUGAAGUAAUGUUGUGUACUGUUUAAGUAGGUUAAACCUCAACUGCUAUAAAUAUGUUGUUGUAAUGAUGUUAUCAAUUAAGGAGAAUGAGAGGUUAAGCAA
This is a messenger RNA of Camelina sativa (false flax), 3163 nucleotides long. Lineage: Eukaryota; Viridiplantae; Streptophyta; Magnoliopsida; Brassicales; Brassicaceae. The record is from RefSeq and is a predicted model, not a curated record.